Colletotrichum spaethianum is the source of this 531-nucleotide messenger RNA. RefSeq names its product flavin oxidoreductase hxnT. The coding region runs from base 1 to 531 and encodes 176 amino acids. The transcript is spliced from 4 exons. The record is from RefSeq and is a predicted model, not a curated record. NCBI's taxonomy places the organism in Eukaryota, Fungi, Ascomycota, Sordariomycetes, Glomerellales, Glomerellaceae. Gene Ontology annotation, molecular function: oxidoreductase activity; FMN binding.
AUGACGGGAUCUACAGCAUACAAAAAGCGAGCAAAGUUCCCACUCGACCUCGUCUCAGCUGUGGCAAAGGCCAUCGGUCCCUUCAACGUUGCCAUCCGCUUAGAGCCGACCGGAGUCUUCAAUCACACCCGCGGCACAGAACGCGUUGCUCAAGCCUACGCUGAUGAUAAUCGACUGUCUUAUGUGCAUCUUAUCGAGCCACGACUGGACCGUAUUGACUCCGAAGCGGAGAAGGACGGUUUCUAUCGCAGUUGGAGCUUGCCGGCAGUCUCGAACAUCCUGAAGGGCACGCCAACCCUUACCUGCGGCGGGUGGGGCUCAGAAAAUCACAACAAGGCGUUAGAGCAAGGGUGGGAUGCAGUUGUAUUCGCUAAAUGGUUCGUGAGCAAUCCUGACCUGCCCGCUCGUCUCAAGAACGGCGCGCCACUGCAUGCUUAUGACCGAAGUCGUUUCGUCGGCUCGUCGGACAGGGUGAGAGAAGCCGGGUACACUGAUUAUCCAACAGAGGAGGAGGAGGCUACUGCCCAAUAG